Acanthoscelides obtectus is the source of this 608-nucleotide messenger RNA. The record is from the annotation of a GenBank genome assembly. NCBI's taxonomy places the organism in Eukaryota, Metazoa, Arthropoda, Insecta, Coleoptera, Chrysomelidae.
GUCGAAAUGAGCUGGCAACCCCGAGGUUCAAAUAUCAUAAUAUUCAACGCUCUCGCAGUACUGCCUGAGCAAUCGUUCGGUCAACAUCCAUAAGGAUAUUGAUUUCGUCAUUGAAAGCGUUGCCAGUUGUUUUGUUCCCGAAAGAUCGCCGGCGUUUUAUCUGUUUGUUUGUUUUUUGGUAUUAAUUUGAAAUUAUUUGUGACUAUUUAUUUAAGAUAUUACUACGUGUGUGUGUGUGUGUUUAUAUUGAUAAUAUUGAUAUGGCACCUAAAAAACUUGGACGGGGUCGUGUUUUACACAGCCAAAGCUGUGAAAUUGUGAACAAUAUUAUUAAGUUCAUGAAAAAAGAGGCUGAAGAAGGGAUUAGCAUUCCUUUGACAAAUUACAGGGAUAGAGUAUUGGCUGCUACUGGGGUAUCAAAGAAUACCUACCAGAGAAUUUGCAAAGAAUCUAAGAAAAAGGAUUUACAAGGACCAAGUACCUCUUUUCAAAGCCCCAAAAAAAGGAAAAAUAUGAAGAAAUGGAAAUUGGAUUCUUUCACACCUCACCAGAUUAAAAACAAAAGAUCCUCGAUCGAGGUGUAUUAUCAGAAGACGUCGCUGAAUUAA